Paraglomus brasilianum is the source of this 2859-nucleotide messenger RNA. Lineage: Eukaryota; Fungi; Glomeromycota; Glomeromycetes; Paraglomerales; Paraglomeraceae. The record is from the annotation of a GenBank genome assembly.
AUGGGAUCUCAAUCUGAUCUUGAUUUUCCCGAGUUACCUGAAGAAAGUGAAUUUGGACUCGAACUGGAAGCACGGGAAGUACCAGAACCAGGAAUAGAUUCCUUCUUAGUGCACACACAAGGCUACACAGUGGUUAGUUAUAACGAAGACGGCAAUUUCUUGCUUACAGCUGGAGCAGAUGGAGCAAUUCGAUUCUUUCUUGUCUUGGCUAACGGAAACAUAGAUGAUAGACCCAUUAACAUUCUUCAUCAUACUAAAGGCGUUCGCUGCAUUGGAAUAAGUAAUGGAAAGCUUGUUACUGCAUCGGAAGACAAGACCGUCGCACUGUUUAAUCUGACAACCAAGAAAUUUGAAUCAUUACUAUAUCGUUGUACAUUGCCUGCAAGAUAUGUUUCGUUUGAUACGGAUGGUUUACGAGUAGCCGUGGCUUCAGACGAUUCGACCAUCCAAAUAGUUAACACAGUAAACAUUAGUGAUGUGGUUGUAGUCAAAGGGCACACCAAUUCUGUAAGAUGUGUUGAGUUUGAUCCAGCUGGAGAAUUCUUGGUCUCUUCUAGUUGUGACGGGACUAUUCGAGUAUGGGACAUGCGAUACGGUGAGCCUCGUUUUAUUAAGCACUUUUUGGGCAUAAUUCCGCACACAGAUCCAGGGGACCCACAGACAUGUCAGAUAGCGUGGCAUCCGUCAGGAAAAUGCUUUGCCGUUCCAGGAGAUGAUAAAGACGUCAUAAUUGUCAAUAAGAAUAGUUGGAAAUACAACAUAAUGUUUAAAGAUCAACAUAAACAGAAUAUAUGCGUCCUUCAAUGGUCACCGAAUGGUCGAUAUUUGGCCACAGCGGGUUUGGAUUGUUACAUAAUGGUCUGGAAUUUAAUAAAGAGAAAGUCUUCAUGGAAAAUACGACAUAAAGCGCAUGUCACUAGUCUAUCAUGGCAUCCGGAUGGCAAGAAAAUAGCAUACGUGGAUGUGCAAGGAACCUUAUAUUUCUGGGAGCCAUUUGAUUUUGACGAUAUUGAAGACGAAGGAAGUGUCGCAAUGGAGGAAGAUGAUGUUGUACUGGACCGUAUAUUCAACAUCAGCAUUGAUGAUGCAGAGCGCGAAGACGAGGACAAAAAUGCUCCACGUAGAAGCAAUAGGCUCAAGUAUGAUUACAAAGAUGAUUACUUUGAUCUAGACGAUUUUGUUGAGGAUGACGAUGGUGCAGGAUAUGUGCCUAAAAAGCCCGCCUAUGCAAUGGAUAGGAAAUCUAAUGUCGACAUCAGUACACCCCAGAAACCAUUUCAGCCAGGAUCAACGCCGGAGAAGGAAAAAUCACGCUAUCUUGCAUUCAACUUGAUAGGAUGUAUUACAACACUCGAUCAAGGAACACAUUCGACAGUAAGUGUUGAAUACUUGGACAAAUCAAUAUGUCGACCGUAUCAUUUCACUGACUUGUACAACUUUUCCAUGGGUUGCUUGGGUAGACACGGAGCAGCAUUUGCGGCCGAGUCAAGUACUGGUAGUCCAAGUGUGAUCUCGUUCCAACCAGAAACACGGAAUUCACGAGGCGAAUGGACAUUAGAGCUUCCAUCAGGAGAAUGCGUGAUGGCUUUGGCCUUGAGUGGCAAAGGUCCGAUUGCGGCUACAUCGAAGAACUAUAUACGAUUUUUUUCAAGCGGAGGUGUUCAGACAAAAGUCUUUUCUCUACCAUCUAUCGUAUGUAUGACGGCCAUUGAUGAGUUUGCCAUGUUUAUUUACCACAUAGGCCCAGGACUGAAAGGAUCACAAAACCUUGGCUAUAUAUUGUAUAAUGUUGAAUCGCAUGAUUUUAUUCAAGACGGCCACUUGCCAUUAUCAACUGGAGCAAUUUUGAAUUGGGCGGGCUUUUCACAGGACGGAUUACCGGCCAUUUACGAUUCAAAGGGAGUUCUAAGCAUUCUUCAUCGUCAUCGUGAGCCUCGUCAAGCACGCUGGAUGCCAAUAUUGGAUACAUCUACAAUACCAAAAGAAGAGGGAAAAACAGUAACGUAUUGGCCAGUCGGAAUACUUGACAUGGAAUUAAUGUGUGUAAAAUGCAAGGAUGGACAGGAGCAUCCUUCGCUCCCAAGACCACCGAUAGAUGAAAUUAGCUUCCAGAUACCAUUGCUACAAAUCGACAAACCUACCGGUCAAUUUGAAGAGAAGUACAUGCGCAUGAAUAUUUUGAUAGACUACGAACAGCAGGAAGCAGAGGCUAGAAAUGAGCACCGACGAAGACAGCUCGAGUUCCGUAAGAAGUACACCGAGAUCGAUAAAAUUUUACUACAGCUUAUUCAAAUGGCAUGCAAAGCGGAAAAGACAGAGCGCGCCUAUGAUUUAGCGACAUUAUUAAACUCGCCAGCAACUGUAGAGGCUGCUAUAAAGAUUGCUCAGCAUAAUAACUAUGCGAAACUGGCUGAGAGAAUAAAUGCAUUGAAUAAGGCAUAUCGCGAAGAGGAAAGCAGACAACCUCCCAUAAAAAUCGCAUUACAGCAGCGUAUACCAUUACAGCCGCAACUGCAACAACCAGAAGCGCAAGUAACGACUAAUACGUCCCUCCCUGUACAGAAUAGACCACAAACGUCGCCUCAGCAAAAAUCAACAGAAGGUGAUGUUGAUAUCAUUAUGGGGGAUGAAGCAACAGCGACACGGCAUAGCGAUGCAUCUGACAACACUCUAAAGCGACAUGUUGAAGAGAUGGAUGUGAAUGAGGAAAAUAACCACACAGAGGAAGCACCAAUAUUCAAGAAAGCUAAUUUAACGCAGAAGGCGGACCUUUCGCAUAGAAAAAAUCCAUUUCUGAAGAAGCCAAGUGGACAGAAAAAGACACCCGGACUGCUUAAGACAUUGGAUGACAAAUUGUAA